Molecule: messenger RNA, 2878 nt
Organism: Owenia fusiformis
Lineage: Eukaryota; Metazoa; Annelida; Polychaeta; Sabellida; Oweniidae
Source: the annotation of a GenBank genome assembly
UAAUCGCCAUUUUCAACAUGAGUUUGUUUCGAAAACCUAAACGCAAUUUCAGGAAGAAAAUAGAAGUGAUCGACUCAGAUGAAGAAAAUUCUACAGUGGCGGAUGAUGGUGCAACACCCGAAGAAUCCAAUGGUACCAAUAUCAAUGAUAUAGCGUCCGAAAUUAAAGAGAAAAAGAAGAAGAAAAAGAAGGAAAAAGAAAAAUUGGACAAAAAAAAUCCAGUCAGUUUCCAUCAUCAUGAUGAAGAAGAAGAAGAGGAAGUGUUUAAGAUUAAGAAGUCCAGUCACAGUAAGAGAAUCGCAAAACAACUGAAGCGUGAGACAAAGAAAGAGAAAGAAGAAAAGGAGAAGGUUAACACCCAAGUGUCUGCAACAGGAGCAUAUUCUCUUGAAAAUAUACAGAAACUGAAGGGCGAACAAAAUGGUACAAAGGAGCAAGACUUUGGUCCAAGAAUUAGGACGCCAUCUCCAUUCUCAGGUGAUUCUGAAGAUGAGAAGGUUCAGCCUCCUAAAGGUCCAACAUUCAAUGAUGUUUUGGAAGCUGGAGUUAUCCCAGAUGCAAAGAUGAUACAUUUAGCCAGAAAGAAACGUCAACAGGCACGAGAACUAGGUGGUGAAUUCAUUCCAUUAGAGGAUACAGAAAAAGUGGAGAAAGAUAAUUCAAGAUUGAUAAGGGAAGAUGACAAUGACCUGUCUGAAGAUGAAGAGAGGGUCAGUAUGAGCCUUAAGAAAGACAGAGACCAGGAGAGACGUAGGAUUCAUGACACAAUCAUGAUGGCAGAAGAAGGGAGUGAUGAAAGUGAUCAUGAUCAUGAUCAAUGGAUCGAACAACAAAUACGUAAGGGAACCAGUAUACCCAAGGUUCUGACAUCUCAACCGGGACCCUGCCCAACCAUGCCUGACAGUAAUGCUUACUCAGCUUUCAACACACAGAGACCCCCUGGCAUAUUCACAAACCAGCCCUCCACAGACUAUGCCCCACAACCAGGCAGUAUAGAGGCAAUUCCUAUGGAUGUUGAUACUAGUGCAGCCAAGGGGCCUUCUGAAGCUGAUCUUCCUACUCUGUCUGUGGCGCAGAUCAGAAAUAAAUUAAAAGAAAGGUUGGACAAUUUGGGUCAGGUACACAGGGUUCAUUUACACGAGAGAGAUGAUAUGGAAGAAAGACUGGAGGAAACGCAAACAAGCAUCACAAAGAUGGAUGGAAAUGUUCAAAACUUGGAAAACCAAUAUCGGUUUUACCAAGAAAUGAGGGGGUAUGUUCGCGACAUAGUUGAAUGCUUUAACGAAAAGGUCCCUCAGAUCCAAGGCCUAGAACAAGCCAUGAUGACGAUGCUGAAGGAGCAAGCAGAAAAACUGGUGAAAAGACGACAGCAAGAUAUCAAAGAUGAAUCUGAUAUUUAUUCUUCUAGUAAGGCAGUGUCUGCCCCUCACCUGACUGGCAAUAUACAAGAACUCUCAGAGAACAAGAAGCGAAGAGCAGCAGAGAGGGAGGCUAGAAGAGCAAGAAGGCGUCAUGCAAGACAACGCAAUGACCUGUCAUCUGCAAGUAACCAUAGAGACGGAAUGUCAACAGAUGAUGAGGAUAACCAUGGCGAUGCUGGCAGAUUCUCUGCUGAGAAAGAACGCAUUAUGGAAGAAUCUAAGAAGAUAUUUGAGGAUGUGAUGGAUGAUUUCUACAAGUUUAAACCUAUGAAAAGCAGAUUUGAGAGAUGGAAAUAUGAGUAUGGGGACUCCUACACAGAGGCAUAUAUCUCCCUCUGUCUGCCUAAGUUAUUUACUCCCCUUGUGCGACUUAAUCUUAUACAUUGGUCUCCAUUAGAUGCAACCUGUCGCAACUUUGAAGAAAUGGGAUGGUAUGAAGCUUUGAUGUUCUUUGGUUUUCGAGAAGGAGUAGAGACACCUAGUGAUGAGCAAGAUAUGAAACUUGUACCAAGCAUUAUAGAAAAAGUCAUCAUGUCAAAAAUAACAGAAUAUGUAAGUGGUGUUUGGGACCCCUUAUCAACAUCGCAAACUGUACAGUUGGUUAGUGUUGUGAGGAAUAUAAGCGAGGAAUACCCCACUGCUAGUGGAGAAAAUAAAAAUGCACAGACUCUCUAUAGAUCAGUAGUCCAACGUAUAAGAAAAUCCCUUGAUGAAGAUGUAUUUAUGCCACUAUACCCUAAAACCAUGUUGGAGAAUAGGAUGUCCGGGGCCUCAGUCUUCUUCCACAGACAGUUCUGGUCACUUAUAAAGCUGAUGGGUAAUAUUCUAUGCUGGCAGGGUAUAUUGUCCACUGAACUAGUGCAGGAGCUUUCACUAUAUGGCGUACUCAAUAGGUAUCUACUCUUGGCUUUCGCUAACUCCGAGGUCAAUCAAGAAAGCCUGGAAAAAUGUCAACAGAUCUGUGUAAUGUUCCCUAAAGAUUGGUUUGUUGACCUGCAAGGAGAUAGUACUCUACCCCAAUUGGAGAAUUUGUGCAGAUAUAUCGUAACUGCUGUAACCUCACUAUUGCAGAAUAAUGAAAAUGAUAAAAACAGGGAUUUGAUUCGCCAGUACACAAAAAUUUUAGUAAAUAUCCAUGCCAUGGACCAUGCAUCUGGUUUGGCGACACGUGUGGGAUUAAGAUGACUAGAGGAGAAAUUAGACCAAAUUGAUAUAAAUAAAUCCCCUCAGUAGGUCUGAGGUGAAGACCAGUUAAAUGUACAUGCUACAUGGUUAAUGAUGUGAUCUUUUGACCAACUGAAAGUAUGCAAGGUUUGGUCUUUGGGAUUGUCGGACGGCGGGAUAAAGUUGAUGUGAAUAACUGAAUAAUUGCACACCCAAAUGGACUGAUUUAAACCAUCACUCUCGGUCUAAUAUUGAAUUUCAAUCGAUCAAGGCAUAACUGAUCAUGGAAUGAU